GAAACCAUCUGGAACACAAGAUGAUUCGGUUUUAAGUGCCAAUUCCACAACUAUCUGUGUAUCUAAUUUGAAGAUCCACCAGCAAAGGGACCACAACAGGGAGGGAGAAUCAACACUUGUGCAAGGGGAACGAAAUUAUCAAUUGAUCAACACGCUGAUUUUUCAAAACCGACCGGAAUCAAUUGGCAGGUGGAAAAUGAUAAGUAUAUUACUUUUCAGUCUUUUUUGCCUGUUUCUGCAACCUGGCGAGGCUCAGUUUCCCCGAGCGUGUUGCACUGUGGAUGGGAUACUGUCCAAGCGUUGCUGCCCUGCUUUGGGCUCCGACCCUGCGAACGUAUGUGGCACCUUGACUGGGAGAGGAAACUGCACUCCCGUCCAGGUUGACACCAAACCGUGGGGGGGACCUUACAGGCUAAGAAACGUAGAUGACCGAGAGAGGUGGCCCACCAAAUUUUUUAACCAGACUUGCAGGUGUAGUGGCAACUUUGCUGGCUUCAAUUGUGGCCAGUGCAAAUUUGGCUGGACGGGCCCAAACUGCGACCAGAGGAAAACUCCUGUAAUUCGAAAGGACAUUCAUACACUGACCUCUGCAGAGGUUCAGCAGUUCUUGGAUGCGCUGCAAAUGGCUAAAACUACCAUCCAUCCAGAUUACAUGAUUGCCACUCAGCACUGGCUGGGACUCCUUGGACCGAAUGGGACUGAGCCCCAGUUUGCCAACAUCUCCAUCUACGACUUCUUCGUCUGGCAGCAUUACUACUCUGUCCGAGAUACCCUCCUUGGUCCUGGUCGUCCAUUCAAAGCCAUCGAUUUUUCUCACAAAGGGCCUGCAUUCACUACUUGGCAUAGGUACCACCUACUCAGCUUGGAAAGAGACAUUCAGCGGCUGACUGGCAAUGAGAACUUUGCAGUCCCGUACUGGAACUUUGCCACAGGACAAAAUGAUUGUGACGUGUGCACAGACGCUCUGCUAGGAGGCCGAAAUCCAGACAACCCCUCCCUCAUCAGUAACCAGUCUAGAUUCUCCAACUGGGGGGUGGUGUGUAACAGUUUGGAUGACUACAAUCGGCUUGUAACCCUUUGCAAUGGUACCAAUGAGGGUUUCAUUCAGAGAGGUAUGAUGAGAGGAGCAAAUAUGAUGAUGCCCACCAUGAGUGAUGUUCGCAGCUGCCUUGGUAUCCGGGACUUCGACAGCCCUCCUUACUUCACCAACUCUUCCUUUAGUUUUAGAAAUGCCCUGGAAGGCUACGAAAAACCAGAUGGUGAACUGGACGAAACGGUCAACAAUCUUCACAACCUGGUCCAUGCAUUGCUCAACGGAACCAGCUCGUUGCCUCAUUCUGCAGCCAAUGACCCCAUCUUCCUGGUUCUCCAUGCUUUCACGGAUGCCAUUUUUGAUGAGUGGAUGAAGAGGUUUGUCCCAUCCAAUGCCAGCUUCCCAGACGAAAUGGCACCCAUUGGUCACAACCGGAACUACAAUAUGGUUCCGUUCUUUCCUCCGAUUACAAAUGAAGAGAUCUACAUUACAUCAGAACAGCUGGGAUACUCCUACGCUGUUGCCUUUGAAGAGGCAGGAGGAUCAUCCGUAUUCGUAUUGGGGUCCACCCUUGGGGGAGUCUUCAUCGGAUUCCUAGUGCUCCUCCUUAUCUUUGUGCUCUACAUUCGCCAGCGCAGAAACACAGGCUUUGAACCUCUAAUAAAAGCAGACUUCACACAUAGGAAGUACACAGAAGAAGCUUAGAUUCUGAUCAGUUUGGAAAAGCACCGAGACUCUAAGGCAAUUGUUAUCAAGUCCUGCAUAAAACAAGAGAGAAAUAUUAAUUGUGUAGAUCAGGGUUUGGGAACCUACGCUCCGUGAGUCUUGCACAUGCCCAACAACAGAACUUUAUCCAGCCUACAAAACGGCUACAUCUGUAUCGGUUUUAAAAAGAACAAAUAAACCACCACACCACCAACACAUAACAACGGAACAGGGUUCCCCUCCCCUGCGGUAGAUCAGUGUUUUUCCAACUUUUCUGAACCAACCACCAAAUAUUACUCGAGAAAACAUAAUAGUGUACCAAAAUAAAAAGAAGUCACAAAAAUGUAAAAUGAUUUAAAAAACAUGUAAUCACAUUGAUUUACUAAAUUGGGCCUGUUUAUAAAACGGUGAUGUUAUUUUAAUGUACGAAUGGCAACAUGCGUUCAAUCUCAUUGGCUGCAAAUGAUGGUGAUAGACGACCAAUCCAUUAGGACUGGGAGGCCUGGCAGUGAUCAUUAAAUUUAUUUUUCCUAUUUUACUAACUACCACAACACAUACUCUGUGAAUACAAUAACAUAGACUUCACUAUCAGUUGAUGAGACAGCUCCUACAGACAUUGCGCUACAGCUUCCCGUACGGGGCCAGGCAGAGCGUCGGGUACGCUUUCACUGCACGUAAACUCAAACACACACUGCGUUCUAAAGUCAGAAACAGGAUGAAAGUUUUAGUGCAUACAAGCAGGCAGGAGUCUCUCACCAGUGAUUUGGUCGAGGAUUCAAAGUAAUUAUUAUAUAAAAUAGCACCAUGGAUGCACUUCGAAACGUUGUGAAAAAAAUUCAAUGAUAGGAAAAAAUUAGUGUAACUUUAGCUUGAAAUAGUUACGUAAAAUGAAAGAUAACUGCCCGUUUUUUUUUUUUUUUUUUUGCUUUUAACCAAGAAGCUAGACUGUUUUACGUUCAUAUCUAUAGAAAUUCUAGGAUUUAUGCAUUUAUUUACAAGAACUUUCAACUUAAAAAGCUCUUUGUUUUGUUAUGGUCGCCAUGUUGGAUUUUGUAUCCAUACACAAAAGUGUAGCUUUACAUUAAACAAAUCAGAUAAUUUUUUGCCAACUGAGUUUUUUUGCAAAAAAAAAAAAAAAAAAAAUAAUAGUAAUUUAGACAUUUCUGUGUCCAUACAUAAAAAUGGGCUUUUACGUGAUCAGUUUUUUGUAACAUUUCAGUCUAAAAACGACAAGGACGACCUGCUGAAGCAAAAUUGAAAUCGGAAUUCAACCCAAAUAAGUUGUGAUUGUAUAUAGAAAAAUGCAAAAUUUGCGUUACCAUACCAAACCAUACCAUCAUCUUCCGCUUGCUCCGAGGUCGGGUCGCGGAGGCAGCAGCUUUAGCAGGGAAGCCCAGACUCCCUCUCCCCAGCCACUUCAACCAGCUCCCAAGGCCUUCCCAGGCCAGCCGAGAGACAUAGUCUCCCCAGCGUGUUCUGGGUUGACCCCGGGGCCUCCCACUGGUGGGACAUGCCUGGAACACCUCGUCGGGGAGGCGUCCAGGAGGCAUCCGAACAAGGUGCCCAAGCCACCUCAGCUGGCUCCUCUCAACGCGGAGGAGUAGCAGCUCGACGCUGAGUCCCUCCCGGUUGACCAGGCUAUGCACCCUAUCUCUAAGGGAGAGCCCGGACACCCUGUGGAGAAAACUCGUCUCAGCCACUUGUAUCGGGGAUCUCGUUCUUUCGGUCACGACCCAUGGUGACCAUAGGUGAGGGUGGGAACGUAGAUCGACUGGUAAAUCGAGAGCUUUGCCUUUUGGCUCAGCUACUUCUUCACCACUACGGGCCAGUGCCGAGUCUGCAUUACUGCAGAUGCUGCACCGAUCUGCCUGUCGAUCUCACGCUCCCUCCUACCCUCACUCGUAAACAAGACCCCAAGAUACUUGAACUCCUCCACCUGGGGCAGGAUCUCAUCCCCGACCCGGAGAGGGCACUCCACCCUCUGCCGACUGAGGACCAUGGUCUCUGAUUUGGAGGUGCAGAUCUUCAUCCCAACUGCUUCACACUGGGGUGCGAACCGCUCCAGUGAGAGUUGGAGGUCAUGGCCUGAUGAAGCCAACAGCACCACAUCAUCUGAAAAAAAAGCAGGGAUGCAAUGCUGAAGUCGGACCACCUCAACGCUUUGGCUGCGCCUAGAAAUUCUGUCCAUAAAAAGUAUGAACAGAAUCGGUGACAAAGGGCAGCCUUGGUGGAGUCCAAUCCCAACUGGGAAUGAAUUCGACUUACUGCCGGCAAUGCGGACCAAACUCUGACGGGGCACACGGUCGAACGCCUUCUCCAGAUCCACAAAACACAUGUAGACUGGUUGGGCGAACUCCAGUGCACCCUCGAGGACCCUGCCGAGGGUGUAGAGCUGGUCCACUGUUCCACGGCCGGGACGAAAACCACACUGCUCCUCCUAAAUCUGAGAUUUGACUUCCCGACGGACCCUCCUCUCCAGCACCCCUGAAUAGACUUUACCGGGGAGGCUGAGGAGUGUGAUCCCUCUAUAAUGGGAACACACCCUCCUGUCCCCCUUCUUAAAAAGGGAGACCACCACCCCGGUCUGCCAAUCCAGAGGCACUGUUCCCGAUGUCCACGCGAUGUUGUAGAGGCGUGUCAGCCAAGACAGCCCCACAACAUCCAGAGCCUUUAGGGACUCCGGGCGGAUCUCAUCGACCCCCGGGGCCUUGCCACCGAGGAGCUUUCCAACCACCUCAGUGACUUCAACCCCAGAGAUCGUAGAGCCCACCUCGGAGUCCCCAGACUCUGCUCCCUCAAAGGAAGGCGUGCCGGUGGAAUUGAGGAGGUCUUCGAAGUAUUCUCCCUACCAACUCACGACAUCCUGAGUCGAGGUCAGCAGUACCCCAUCUUCGCUAUACACAGUGUUAAUGGUGCACUGCUUUCCUCUCCUCAGAUGCCGGUGUAGGUUCACUAUCCUCUUCCCCUCACUAUCCACUCGCGGGGCCUGCGCUUGACAGUGACGUUCCUUAUUCUCGCUAUAUGAUUGGCCGAAGAGUCGAAAUGCUCUCCCGUGAAAUGCCUGUUUAAAAAUGUUCCCGUUGUUACUUCUUGCAUUCACCUAAAAGUGCCCAUUUAAAAAGGAUAAGCGAUGAAUGAUACUACACACAGAGCGUAUUAUUAAAAAAUGUUAAAGUUGUAUAAAAGAGCAAACGUGUCCGCACACAUCUGUCUGUCUCGUGUUAGAGGCCAGUAAAUAUCGUGCCUGUCACAUAAAAUGAAAUACCGUACAUGCCAAUUACCAGACGUACUUACGUCAUUACGCUAGAGCUAUGGCAUAGUGAGCGGAAUAGGAUAGUGCGCCUACACCGUAUGGUGGACCAGAAUUUCCUCAAAGCCAUCCGGAAGUUGUUUUCCAUGGCCUCGCCAAACUACUCCAAUGUCCGAGUUUUUGCCUCGGCGACCGCCAAAGCCACAGUCCGCUUUGCUAGCCGGUACCUGUCAGCUGCCUCUGGAGUCCCACAGGCCAAAAAGGCCCGGUAGGCCUCCUUCUUCAGCUUGACGAGAUCCCUUUCCGCUGGUGUCCACCAGCUGGUUCGGGGAUUGCCGCCACGAAAGGCACCAACUACCUUACGGCCACAGCUCCGAUCGGCCGCCUCAACAAUGGAGGUGCGGAACAUCGCCCACUCGGACUCAAUGUCCCCCACCUCCCCCCGGGACAAGGGAGAAUUCGCUUUUGUUGAGUAAAAUUAAGAUGAUUCUGCAUGCUGUCCUCAAGUAUUCCUUUAAGUUUUUGAUGUGAAAAUUGAGUGAUUUAUUAGCUGUUGAAAACAUAUGUCAAAAUUGCACUAAAAAAAAAAAAGUCCUUAUUUUGGGCAAAAAAAUUCAAAUUGGGUAUUUGAUAUCUUAAAUAUUGCUAUUGAUCCUGAAAUACAGCUGAUUAUCUCUGCAUUUGGUGAUUUUUGUGCAUCUAGUGUAAAAUCUGAGACCCAUUUUAAGUUUUGUUAUGCAUAAAAAAUAAUUAAUCAGGAUUUUAUUAGGGAACGAUUUUGAAGUAUAUGCCUAAGGUUAGGUUUUGGUUUCAGGUCACCAGCAGCUUUGGUUUUGAAAAUAUUAGAAUUUUUAUGUUUUUGAAAAUAGGCCCCCUACGGAGCUGCCCCACGCCCCGUCAACUGAUAGUGAAGUCUAUGAAAAUAAAUAGACCUGGGCUGCAGUUAAUGAAUUAACUGGACCAACUACUAACAUUUAAUUGUUCUUCUUGUCAAAAUGUGUCGCUGGUAUGGCUAGAGGACCACCCAUACAUUACUGGAUUACCUCACACAAUGUUUAUUUUUUAUUAUUAUUAAUUAUUUCCACACACUGCAAUCACCAAAAAUAUAAACCUAUUGGAAUGUUUUUAGCAAAUAUUUAUUCUCCAGAACAGUACAAAAACACUGAAUGCAAUCCCCUUUAAUUGCAUUGUAAGGCAUAUUUGUCCACUUGCGAUUUCAUUUCAAUGUAAAUUCAUACAACAACAAUGCACUGAUGAGAAAUAAAAAAUACUGACUCAAAGCAUUUCCAUUUCUGGAUAUAUAUUCCCAACUGUCGUUUCAUUGCAAAAAUAUUCCCAUUAAAGGUUUGAU
Molecule: messenger RNA, 6339 nt
Organism: Corythoichthys intestinalis (scribbled pipefish)
Lineage: Eukaryota; Metazoa; Chordata; Actinopteri; Syngnathiformes; Syngnathidae
Gene: dct
Product: dopachrome tautomerase
Exons: 8
Coding region: 197-1738 (513 amino acids)
Biological process (GO): positive regulation of neuroblast proliferation; ventricular zone neuroblast division; developmental pigmentation
Cellular component (GO): melanosome
Molecular function (GO): dopachrome isomerase activity; oxidoreductase activity
Source: RefSeq, a predicted model, not a curated record